Molecule: messenger RNA, 357 nt
Organism: Ceratosolen solmsi marchali
Lineage: Eukaryota; Metazoa; Arthropoda; Insecta; Hymenoptera; Agaonidae
Gene: Eh
Product: Eclosion hormone
Exons: 3
Coding region: 67-318 (83 amino acids)
Biological process (GO): ecdysis, chitin-based cuticle; neuropeptide signaling pathway
Molecular function (GO): ecdysis-triggering hormone activity
Source: RefSeq, a predicted model, not a curated record
UUUUAGUUUGAAAAGACGUGCUGCCACUAGCUGUAGAUAUUUGUUUAUUUACUCAUAGAUACAGUUAUGAUUUUCACAAAGCGUCUCUUCCUUACUUCACUCAUGAUUUACGUUGUUUUCAUUACGAUAAUUGUUGCUCAUCCUUCAAUUGGUACGUGUUUUCGCAAUUGCUCGCAAUGUAAAAAGUUUCUGGGCAUCUAUUUCGACGUACAACUCUGUGAUGAAUAUUGCGUGAAAUUUAAAGGGAAGAUGACUCCGGACGUCGAGGAUCCCGACUCGUUAGCUCCUUUCAUCACCAACUUAAACGAGGUUCAAUGAAAUAGCAAGGACAAUAAUUACCCGUCCAAGGGUACUUAU